Molecule: messenger RNA, 1291 nt
Organism: Aaosphaeria arxii CBS 175.79
Lineage: Eukaryota; Fungi; Ascomycota; Dothideomycetes; Pleosporales
Exons: 3
Coding region: 11-1291 (426 amino acids)
Source: RefSeq, a predicted model, not a curated record
GUUGUCCACCAUGAAUCCAGUCACCAUCAAUCACGCUGGGGGAGAUAUCAAUAUUGGAACGCAAAACAAUGACCUCAACGGCAACUCGUCGCCGGCCUUAUCGUUCUUCAAAACGUCAGAAUACGAGUCAUACAAGAAUAUAAACCCCAAACGCGAGCCUCAAACAUGCAGAUGGUUUCUGGAACACCCAACAUUUCAAGCCUGGAAGGCAAGAGAUAAAGGCGGGCUGCUCUGGCUCACAGCCGACCCAGGUUGCGGCAAAUCGGUGCUGUCGCGAGCACUGAUCGAUGAAAGAUUAGUCGGCGUAGGCACUAGUAAGAUUUGCUUUUUCUUCUUCAAGGACAACAACGACCAAAGUAGCAUUGCUACAACUUUGUGUGCUCUCCUUCACCAGCUUCUUCGCGCGAGGAAGAGCGAGGGUCUCUUCUCAAAGUACUGUGUACCAGCCAUUGGAGAAUGCGCCGACGACCUAAAAACGGAUUUCGAAGAACUAUGGAAAGUGUUCAAAAAGAUCGCAUUGGAUCCGUCCGUUGGUGACAUCAUUAUCGUGCUCGAUGCCCUCGACGAGUGUCCGACGACGAGUAGGAACAUCCUGAUUGACAGGAUAGGGGAACUGUAUGACGACGCCCAAGAGGAGUGUAGGCUGAAGUUCCUAGUGACAAGCCGCCCGUACCAUGAGAUCAAGGUCAAGUUCAAUCCACUGUUACGCAAACUCUUCACUAUUCGGCUUGAUGGAGACGCCGAGUCUGACAGUAUCUGUCAGGAGAUCGAUACUGUCAUUCGAACCAAAGUGGCAAAUAUCGCACAAAACCUCGAUUUAGGAAACGACCUAGCGAUGACCCUACUCAGAAAACUUCGAGAAACCCAAAACAGGACUUAUCUAUGGGUCCAUUUAAUUCUCGAGGGCUUCGAAGAAUCCUUUGCGUUCACGCACCAAAAGAUAGAAAAGUUCAUAAGCACCCUUCCUGGCUCAGUUGAGGCGGCCUACGAAAGGAUAUUGGAUCGAUGCCGUAAUCGUGCGGAUGCAAGAAAAAUCCUCCAUAUCGUUAUAGCCGCACAAAGACCACUUACAUUGGAGGAAUUUGACAUUGCUCUUGAAAUUAACACUGAUUUGGAGGCACCUACGACAGAUAUUCGGCAUCUCAAUUGUCUCGGCAAUGAUCACAGGCUCGCAAUGAUUCGUAACACAUGUGGACUUUUCGUCACCGUUACAUACAACCGAGUUAGCCUAAUCCAUCAGACGGCAUACGAAUUUCUCAUUCAGAAAGAGGCUAGCCCAAGCGUCAACUAA